UUGGUGCCCGCGCCGCAGCUAUUGCGUGUUUGUCCCUGCAGCGCCAACGGAGCCUGCCCUGGGGCAGCCCAGCGGAGCAGGGAGGAGCCCCUUCCCUAACCCGUCUGCCCGCCAUGGCGACGAGGCCUGGCGGCCCCUGAACGAGACCGGCCGCCGUCGUCACCACCGCAGGGACCCAACCAGCCCCCGCCUCCCGCUCGGCUCGGCUCCAGCCUUCUCCCUCCGCCACAACAUGGAGGCCGUGAAAGCUUUUAACAGCGAGUUGUACUCGCUGAACGACUACAAACCUCCUAUUUCGAAGGCUAAAAUGACACAGAUCACUAAGGCAGCAAUCAAGGCUAUAAAGUUCUACAAGCAUGUUGUACAAAGUGUUGAGAAAUUCAUUCAAAAGUGUAAACCAGAAUACAAGGUGCCUGGAUUAUAUGUUAUUGACUCUAUCGUUCGCCAAUCUCGACAUCAGUUUGGACAAGAAAAGGAUGUGUUUGCUCCUAGAUUUAGCAAUAACAUCAUUAGCACUUUCCAGAAUUUAUACCGUUGCCCUGGAGAUGACAAGAGCAAAAUUGUUAGAGUCCUCAACUUGUGGCAGAAGAACAAUGUGUUCAAAAGUGAAAUUAUCCAGCCUCUACUGGAUAUGGCAGCAGGAAUUCCUCCCCCAGUUGUGACCCCCGUCUUGCCUGGGACAACUGCUACGAUGAGUAACAAUACACCAGGAACUCCAGUGACACCUGCUACGCCGGCCAAUGUGAUCCAAAGUUUACCCGAUCCUUGGGUGUCUCAGAUAACUAAUACAGAUACCCUUGCUGCUGUAGCACAGAUCCUGCAGAGUCCACAAGGCCAACAGCUUCAGCAGUUAAUACAGACAUUGCAAAUGCAACAGCAGAAACCACAGCCAUCACUACUUCAAGCACUGGAUGCUGGUCUCGUUGUUCAGUUACAAGCCCUCACUGCACAACUUACAGCUGCGGCCGCUGCCACCAAUACACUUAAUCCACUAGAGCAGAGUGUCUCUUUUAACAAGAAGCUGAUGGAUAGGUUUGGAGAUUUUGGGGAAGAACCUGACAUUAAUGAAGAGCCUAAAAAAGAAACGCCAGCUUCUCAACUGCCCCUUGUAUCUGAAUCUGUGAACAACUCACUUUUCCAUCAACUAGCCGAACAAUUACAGCAACAAAACAUCGAACAUCUUCGUCAGCAGCUUCUAGAGCAGCAGCCUCCAAAGGCAAGCCCUGAGGAAACACAAGAAGAAAAUUUUGGUUCUGAGCAUUCAGCCUCACCCUCACAAGACAGUAGCCACCAGCAGUUUUUAGAAGUGGAAACUAACCUUGACAAUUCAAUGGAUGUUCAACAACAGGAUAUGGAUAUUGAUGAAGGCCAAGAGGUUGUAGAACAAGAAGUUUUUGAACAAGAGGAAAAGAAAUCAGCAGUUCUUUCAAGAUCAAGAACACGUUCAAGAUCUCGUUCAAGGUCUCCAAGAAAAAGAAGGUCUAGAUCGCGAUCUGGCUCUCGAAAGCGUAAGCACAGAAAGCGGUCCCGGUCUAGAUCAAGAGAAAGAAAGAGGAAGUCGUCAAGGUCAUACUCAAGUGAAAGAAGAGCUCGAGAAAGGGAAAAAGAACGACAGAAAAAGGGGUUACCCCCUAUACGAUCCAAAACACUAAGUGUAUGCAGCACCACACUUUGGGUUGGUCAGGUGGACAAAAAAGCCACACAACAAGAUUUAACCAAUUUAUUUGAAGAAUUUGGACAAAUAGAAUCCAUAAAUAUGAUCCCUCCCAGAGGUUGUGCAUAUGUCUGUAUGGUUCAUAGACAAGAUGCCUAUCGUGCGCUUCAAAAACUAAGCUCUGGAUCCUACAAGAUUGGAUCUAAAAUUAUUAAGAUUGCAUGGGCUUUAAAUAAAGGGGUGAAAACCGAAUACAAACAAUUUUGGGAUGUGGAUCUUGGAGUUUCAUAUAUACCUUGGGAAAAAGUGAAAUUGGAUGAUUUAGAUGGCUUUGCAGAAGGAGGCAUGAUUGACCAGGAAACAGUAAAUAGUGAAUGGGAAACUGCAAGAAGUUCAGAACCUGUAAAAGAGCCUGUGCAAACAACUCAGAGUACAACAGUUGACAAGGCCACAGCUGUCACAACACAAACAGAAACAACAUACACACAGUCUGUCACCAUGUUACAGAUUCCUGUAGCUUCAGCGGUGCCAGCUGUUAGUUUAGUUCCACCAGCAUUUCCUGUUACAAUGUCUGUCCCUCCUCCUGGCUAUAGCACGAUUCCUCCACCUCCCUUUUUGAGAGCAAGCUUCAAUCCUUCACAGCCACCUCCUGGUUAUAUGCCGCCUCCUGUUCCACCUCCUGUUCCACCACCAGUAGUCCCAGCUUCUCUUGUACAGCCUUCACUACCACUUGCUCAAGAAUCAAUGAAAGAUUUUACCAGCCUUGUUCUGCCAGUUGGUACUGUUUCUAGUAGUCUUACCACUCCCACAUUAUCUGCUGGAAGUGUCUUUGCUCCUCUUUCAAGUAACAACUCAGACUUGGAUGAAAAAGGAUCUCACCAUGCAGACCUUCAGAUCUCAUCUAGUGAAAACAGAGCUGUUCAAGAUGAUGUUUCAAGCAGUUCUGGACUUAUUGGGGGAGUGCAGCCACCCGGUGUUUCAACGAGUUCUGGGCUUGUAGGGGGAAUGCAGCCACCCGGUGUCUCAAGUAGUAGUUCUGGGCUUGUGCAGCCGCCCAGUGUCUCAAGCAGCUCUGGACUUUUGACAAGAGUUCAGCCACCGAGUGCUUCAAACAGCUCUGCACUUCUGGCAGGUGUUCAGCCUCCAAGUGUCUCAAGCAGCUCUGGGCUUCUGACAGGACUCCAGCCUAUGAGUGUCUCAAGCAGCUCCAGCCUUCUAAUGGGACUCCAGCCACCCAUAGUGUCAAGUAACUCUGGGCUUUUGUCAGGAGUUCAGCCACCCAUAGUUUCAAGUAGUUCUGGGCUUUUGACAGCACUCCAGCCACCCAUUGUAUCAAGCAACUCUGGCCUUCUGGGAUUGCCACCACCAAUUGUAUCAAGUAGUUCUGGACUGUUAGGAUUACCACCACCAAAUCUUUCCAGUGGUUCUGGACUUCUAGGGCUACAGCCACCCACUGGAAUCCAAAAUCUACCCCAUUUAACUAUUGCUGGUCAAAGGUUGCCUGGAUUGCCUCUAGUAGAUAUCCGCUCAGGACUAAUGCCACAACCACCUGGGCCAAGAUUUCCACUACUACAGCCUGGAAUGCCACCACAGCGUAAUAUCCCUCCUCCAAAUAUCCUUGAUCCAUCCCUUCCUCCACCUAGAGCUCCUUUCCUUUCAGGAGAACUUUUUACUCAAACAGAGAGGCCGUUUGGAACUUCUGGUAGGCAAAAUGUUGAUCAUAUUUCUAAUCCUGAUAAAAGAAUGCCACUUGGAGAUGACAGCAUGCAGCAAGAAGGAGAUAGAGACUACCGUUUUCCUCCAGUAGAAAACAGAGAAAACCUUAAUCGGUCAUCUUCGAUGGAUAUUAGGGAUUCUGUUGGAAGGCCACCACUAGAUCCAAGAGAGGGUCUAGGAAGACCUCCAAUAGAUGGAAGAGAGCAUCUUUCCAGGCCACACAUAGAUUUAAGAGAGAACUUUGGUAGACCAGGUAUGGAUAACCUUGGUAGGAGAGACCAUUUUGCUUUCAAUUCAGAUAAGCACUGGGGACAAAGAGGAGAUUAUGAUGAAAGAGAGCACCAUGUUUUUACUGUUUAUGGUGGUCUUAAAGGCUUCCAGGAAGAUCGAGAAAGGUAUCGACAAACAAACUACAGAUUUGAAACUCGAAGCGGUCCUAGCUGGAAUAGGGGACUCGAACAGGAUACUCACAGAGACUUUGAUGACCGCCGUAGACCCUGGGAAAGGCAGAGGGACAGGGAUGACAGAGAUUUUAAUUUUGGCAGAGAAAUUAAUGGAAACAGAUUUGGGAGAGAGAGAAUACAGAACAACUGGAUACCCCCUCCGCAUCCAAGAGUAUUUGAAUAUUUUGAAGGUGGCACUUCUCAACAAAAAGCUGACAGUGUGCCCCAAGUUAAUGGUGAAAAUGCAGAGACUGAGAGUCAGCCAUCUGUGCAAGUACAGGAUGAAUCGGAACUUUACGAAAAGCUGACACCUUCAAGUGACACAAAAAAAGAGAAGAGUGACACAGAAGCUGAAUUAGGAAGUGAACCAGUGGUAGAAAGCACAGAAACUGAGGGGACAUAAUCAUCACUCAGUAGGCAAUAUGAUGAAGGAUGUUGUGGCAACUUACCGUGUGCUGGGCUCGACAGAGUUAAAUAAGAAGUACCUCAGUGUUCUAAUGGGCAUCACAUCGGAUCUUGAUUGUGAAGUAUUAGAAGGAAGGAACCUGGCAUUGCAUUUUGAGGUGGCACUGUGUGUCAGUACACACUUUCUGAUAAAAACCAGGGAUUACAAACAUACCUACCAGUAUUACCUGUCUGGAGCAGGCUUAAUUUUAUAAAUUGAAAGCAAUAAACUCUAUGAGUUUUUUUUAAAAUACCUUUUUUGUGUGUGUGUUUUCAAGGAUGAUCUGCUCAAAUGAACAGUUUUUGCAUCCAGUACAGAGAGAAGCUCUUCUGCAGGACCAGAAGAUAACACUGGACUGUAAAUUAUAACUAAAACCCACUCGUAUCUUCUAAUAUCAGUAAUCAAAGGAGAGGUUGCAAGAAAAGGACAAAAAAAGCUAUUUCCUUUCCCUUUCAGUCAUUUCAAAAUGUGUCCUUAGGAAGCUCUAUUUGAUGUAACCCCACAUGUGCUGUUGUUGUGUAGACCUUGAGUUGUGACUGGUGCCCUUAGUUCUAGACAUUUGCGCUGUCAGAGGUGCAAUGCCAAAGCAACAUCAUGUUUUGUGAUCUGUCAGUACACCACUUCUUCUUAAGCACUUAAAUUGUGGCACAGGCGGUCUUGGGAUUGGGUUGCAAGGCCCAGAAAAGACCUGAACAUUUUCAGGUUGAUGAACCCCACCAUGUUUAGAGUUUCAGAAGAAUUAGAAAUUAAAAUCUCUGGGCCAAUAUUUGGUCAAAUCCAUCCUUUGACUGCCUAUUCAUGCCUACAUAGCUGAGUGGCAAAGGGAAGUGAUGAUGAGAUAGAAAAUUAUAAUCAAUUAAUUUUAAAAUGCACUCAGCAGACAAGAGUUUGCAUACUCUUAAUUAGGCAAUGUUCUCUCUAAGCUCCCAAAGAAAAACUCUACAUUUCAGGUUCAAACAUGCGGGCUUAGUUUACUGAUCAACUAUGAAGGAAAAAGGAGAGGGAGAGAAGAGUGUGGACAUACGUCAUAUGUGAAAAGGGCAUUUUUGUCUACCUGCUAUUUAUGUUUUGUUCUGCCAGAAGUAAAGGGCCAGUCACUUGGAAUGCUGUGCUUUAUGAUCUUUUGAAGUCAGAACCGUUCAGCAAGAUCAUUCCCCUUAUGCUGUACCUGCAUGGUGGUGACCACAGCUUUAGACCUGUAUUAACAAUAAAUGAAAACAAAACAAAAAAGCUUAGAUGCAUAGUUCUGUUUUUUUCCUCAGUUCCUUUGACUUGUAAAGUAUGCCUUUUGUUGUGUGGCUUUAUUUAGCCUUCCAAAACAACAUGCUCAACUAGGGCGAGUUGCAACUCCCCAUGGGUGAACCGUCAUGGGCCAAAUAUCGCCUGCCUAUGCCCGUGCAACCAUAGCACCGUGCUGUUUCCCUGUUAUUUUCAGUCCUGCGGUCGCUACAGUCAUAGCUUUCUGUUUGCCUAUGUAUCACUAUCCAACUUCUAGUAGCAGGGCCAGUAGCAUGUUAAGGCCAGGAAACGGAGCGCUUGUAAGCACAACCACAGUAGCACUGCACUACAUUUCCCUGGCAGGGGAUACGUGACACCGCAAUAGCCAUUCUCCUGUUAUCUACGGCAUGGGAAGACCAUUAAUGGGGGCCAACUAAAAUGUCCCUGAAGAAUGAGUAAGCUUGCUCAGUAUUUUGUGACAUUUUAGUCGGUCUUAACAAUGAUAUCGCCUUAUUGUGGGUAUUCCCAAAGCAAAGUUAGGACCAACUAUCUUCACUGCAUUCUGUUGUUUGUUUUAAGUUCUUUAAGGAAAAGAAUGUACAACUAAUAUUUUGGUGAAGAAAAUCACUGAAACUGUCUGUGCCUGACUUUAUACACCGUGCUGUCAUUUAUUGGGAUCUGAUUUCUGAUUAUAUUCAUGUCAUUUUACUUGUGACCUCUUAUGUUGAGUGCAAUUUGAAUUUUCUAAGUUGUAUCUGUGUAGAUAUGCUAUUAAAAUGCUGUCCAUCUGACAUAAUAGUUUUG
Messenger RNA from Elgaria multicarinata webbii, 6280 nucleotides. It is a transcript of the gene SCAF8, whose product is annotated as SR-related CTD associated factor 8. Gene Ontology annotation, cellular component: nucleus. Gene Ontology annotation, molecular function: RNA binding. Bases 233 to 4216 code for a protein of 1327 amino acids. Lineage: Eukaryota; Metazoa; Chordata; Lepidosauria; Squamata; Anguidae. The record is from RefSeq and is a predicted model, not a curated record. The transcript is spliced from 21 exons.